UGUUCACCGAAUACUUGCAGUUUACUCAGUUUGUGCUGUUACCUAGCACAAUACAGUAUCUAUUUCGAAGUCGAUCAGUCCCUUUAUGUUCUGUUCCAGAGCCAGGUGGUAUUUGCACUAUGAGGCAUUGGCUAAUUGUUCCCGUAGUCCCCUCAAGCGACUAUUUGACCUCGGCUCAUCUGUACGAUGCAAAAAUAUAUCUAUACCGGGUCAUUGAAAUGUUUCAUUGAAACGCUUGACUUUCUGCUCGUUGCUGAAGGAAAUUUCUGAAAUAGCAGUAUUUUAGUGUCCGUGUACGCAACGGAGGCUGCAAUUCUUGGCUCGGUGUGAUACUAACUGGCUUGGGGAACCUGUUCAGCUACAUCACACGUAACAUGUGCAUUAUUCAUUUACGUGCGCAAGCAGGGUGCGCCAUUGCCCUAGCAGUGUUGUAUGGCCUGGAUGAGGAAGAGGUUCUUUCACACAACGUCGCCAUGGCAUCGGCCGAAGACAUGGAGAAGAACGGCCAGUGUCAGGGUCUGCGGCGUCUUGCAGAUAUGGAGAUGCACACUGUGACUUUCCAGCAAGCAGAGGGAGCUACUGCUGCUGCUGCUACUGCUACUCCUUCUGCUUCCUCAUCACUAGCUGCUAAGUGCUCAUCCAGGGUUGCAUCAUCGGCAGCGCCCUCCGCCGUGAAGUUGUCAAUGGCAACGGCGCCAUUGUCAUCAUCACUGGGUGCCAUGGCAACCGCGUCGUCAGAAGGGAUGACAUCAGGUGGGCUGGCAUCGACGUCAGCGUCGUCGCUCGGUCGCGCCGAUCACAGCCCUGGCCGAUCCGGCGCGCUGUCCGAGCGUAGCAAGUCAUUGGAACAUCUAUCGCCCGACCGUACUGUGCCAAGUGGAGCAGCUUGUGCAGCCAGUACUGCGAGUGAACGAGGAAAAGAAAGCGACAAGUCGGACAGCAAGACAACGCUGGAGCGUGACGGGUCACCAUCAUCAUCGCUCUGCGCUCCGUUAGCUGACUUCCCUGCCAAGCAGACGUUCUUUGCCGGCAAUCCCAUGAUCGAAGUCACCAAGGGUCUCGUCCAUCUCUAUAGCCCGGGGCAGCGCACGGCUAAUCACCUCAUGGUGUGUCUCCUCGCCGUGCCUGCGGAUGUGUCUUGCUCCGAACUUGUCAAGUUUGUUUCACCGUUCGGUCGCUACAUCAAGAAUGUGCGUAUAAUCCGUGACUCGGCGCCCAAUCAAUACAUGGCGCUAAUUGGCUUCUAUACGGAGGUACGGGCCAAUGAGUUCUAUCGCUACUUUCUCGGCCGUCAGUUCAACAUGCUGGAACCAGGGGUGUGCAGCAUUGCAUUCGUGUCCAAGCUAGAAAUUCUCAAAACGGAGCAGGGUGCAUCUUUGCCACCGACAGGCGCAACAGAAUUGCCUAACUGCCCAGUGUGUCUGGAAAAGCUGGACGAAUCCGUGUUGACUGCGCUGUGUAAUCAUACGUUUCAUUCAAACUGCCUGGCACCUCUACAGGACAACCUAUGUCCACUGUGUCGCUAUGUGCUGAGCCCUGAACCGGUGGGAGACAAUCGCUGUAUGGACUGCGGCAGUCACGAUAGUUUAUGGAUAUGCUUGAUAUGCGGACAUGUCGGAUGUGGUCGCUACGCAGAAGGCCACGCGGAAACUCACUUCUUGGCAACUCAGCAUACUUAUGCCAUGGAUGUUUCGAACCAGAGCGUCUGGGACUACGCCGGAGAUAACUUUGUGCACCGGCUAGUUCAAAGCGCUACGGGUGGAAAGCUUGUCGAGGUGCAGGAACCAACGUCUGCGGCUAAGGGUGAGGUGACGUCAACACAGAAGUGGGAAGGUUUGCAGUUGGAGUAUACGUUCUUGCUGACGAGCCAGUUGGAAUCACAGCGUUUGUACUUUGAGGAGAAAGUCGCCAUGGCCCAAGAUGAGAUGCGUGACAAGCUACACCAAGCUGAGCACAAAUGCAGAGAGCUACAAGAUCGUCUUCAGGAACUGCAGCAGCAAAGUGUCGCCGCUGAGAAGCAGCGCUGUGCUACGGAGAAGAAGUUUGCACAGAUGUCAGAGCGUAUUACAGAUCUCACGAAGGGUUUGGAAGAGGAGAAAGAGAUGACCGCGUAUCUUCGGGAGAAUCAGAAGGAAAGUGAACGUCGGUUGGUUGUCACCGAAAGGGUCUCCAAAGAGCAACUGGAUUCUAAGGACACGGCCAUCAAGGACUUGGAGGAGCAGCUGCGUGAUGUCAUGUUCUACAUAGACGCUCGGAAAACCGUUGCCAAGCUGCCCGAUGAAGAGGAUCGGCAGGCUUUACAAGAUGGUCAUGUGACAGUAGGAGCAGCUGCUGCUGCCACAACACCGAAAACCACGCCGGGACGUUCGCACCGCAAGAAGCGUCGGUGACACAUCUCUUCAGGUUGUUUUUCUAUGUGUGGUCUUCUCCUCCUCUGGCUGUUUGCUGCCCGCUUGUGGAGUGAAGCAUUCACCCUGGGAUGCUAACACGGUGCGUGUGCUUUCUGGAUGUGCUGUUCUCCGAUGCUGUGGCUAUUGCCGGUGGUGUGUAUGCUCUGUCUCGACAUCAUGAUGUCAUUCAAGGUCGUGACAUCGUUCCACCAGUGUUGCCCGCCCCUCCCAACUUCUCGGCAGAGGUAAAACCGCUGAGCAACGUUAUGUUGCUGCCUGCCAUCCUCUCUCAACGAUGUCGUCACAUCUUCAUUUUCGUUGCCAUGCCGUCAUGCAUUGUGCGAUGCCCAUGUUUGCACACGAUCACAUCAGCCUUGCACGGAGAACUUCAGAAUGAUGCAACCACCGCAGCAUCGCACAUAGCCUGUGCACUUCACCUGCAGAGCAACAGCCACCAUUGUCGCUGACAUGAAGCACAUCUCCAACUGGUGCUGAUUUCAGUGUGGCUGCCCUAUCACCACCAAAUUAACCGGCCUCCAUGGCCUGAUCUUCUCUUCGACAAUGGAUUUGCUCGCUAUCUCUCUGCCCGUCAGUGAUAUGGUAUAUACUAUAUAAUUAUUAGGGCUGAAACGAUCAUGGAUUUUCACCUAUCGAUUACUCUUUAGCUUAACGAUCGAGUAAUCGAUUAUAAUCUUUAGCAAAUAGUGUCAGAAUUUUGUGCAAAAAUUAUCCUGUUUCCAAAAGCUAGGCCUUCAUAAUACCAAAAAUCUGCAUUAGUGGCAGGGUAGCUCCAAAACAUGACAGUUUUGAAGUCAACUUAACCUCAGAAUAUGCACCAUGCCCCUGGCAACUGCAUACACACAGCGGAAACUGAUUCGAACUUCACAAAACGAGGGUUUUCAGUACUUUUUGGACUCAAAAUUCCUAACGAGUAAUCUAUAACGUAACGAUUACUUGAUUGAUAAGGAAUUAUCGAUCGCUUACCGAGUAAUUGGUAUAAUCGUUUCAGCCCUAAUAAUUAUGCAUUGUUCAAGACAUGCCCACAGAUAUCAGGGCCCCGACCACGGCAACAUAUCGUUGCUAUCCAUGCGACUGUGCUGCCUUUGAGCAAUGUGCUCAAUGUGUCCUGCUGUCACUCCUUUUAGCCCCCCCCCCCCCCCUUAGGCAGUCAAAAUCCAUUACAGUCAACUUCGCUAAUAACGACUGCGGAUAUAACGACAAUUCGCGAAUAACGACCGAAUUUCCAUGCCCAGAGCAAAGUCCCAUCUAACUGUACACAUUUUACUUCGGAUGUAACGACUAUCUGAAUAACGACAAUUCGCGUAUAGCGACAUGCUUUUAGUGCCCCGAGGUCAUAUUCACUGCUUGAAUAACGACUUUCUGGGCUUUUGACAGCUAUUUCAAGUACCUGUCAGUCAAGUACAUGUACAUGUACAUGUACCUGUCAUGCAGAAGUACCAGAACCUAUGGUGAUGGAUAUAAUGCACACAUGCAAGAAAAUGCAGCCAAGGGGGGGGGGGGCUUUUUCUUCCUUUUUAUGUUGGCUUCAAAAUUGUUGGAUUUACCAGCACACCUAUAUGACUGUAUACAAUGUACAUGUAGUUGUACAUGAUUGUACAGUAAUCAUCAUACAUGUACAUGUCUCUGGCCCUGUAGAUGGCUCAAAAAGGCAUACUUUUCAAUUGAUUUCCCUUGCAUAUUGAAUUUUUAGUUCCUUUCAACUGCAAUAUGAAAAUAAAGUACACAUUGACAUAGAGCAAGAAAAGAGCUUGAUUUUGAUAUGCAUGUCAUACUAUACAAACUAUGGGUUCACAUACAUUCAAAUGGGACUUCGGUUAUAAGGACACUUCGCGAAUAAGGACACUUUUCUGAUGCCCCGCCGAAUGUCGUUAUUGGCGAAGUUGACUGUAAAUGCAACCUCCGUUAUCGCCUCUAUAUUUCAGUUUAUUUGCUAGUGAUCUGCAGGUUUUAUUUCCAUCCCCAACGUGACCUGGCAGCUUCUGUUUUGCAGGCUUCGCCCAGUCCGAACUGGUGACGUAGCAUACACGUCACGUGCUGUGUGCUGAAGCAAGUCAAGCUGUGCUGUGGUAUGUGUCCUGUUGUUUUUAUCUGUGCUGUUCAUGUGUGUCCUGUUUUUUAUCUGUGAAUUUCGUUUUAUCUAGACAGUACACUGGUUUCAAAGGAAGCCACGCCACACCGGGUAUUUUUUAACAAACUUUUCCGUGGUCUAUUUUCUUUUCAUUCUAUCCGUAACCAUACGGCCAAACAGACCUCCUGUUCUGA
Sycon ciliatum is the source of this 4673-nucleotide messenger RNA. Its product is annotated as BRCA1-associated protein-like. Gene Ontology annotation, biological process: Ras protein signal transduction; protein ubiquitination. Bases 375 to 2390 code for a protein of 671 amino acids. The transcript is spliced from 20 exons. Gene Ontology annotation, cellular component: cytoplasm. The record is from RefSeq and is a predicted model, not a curated record. Gene Ontology annotation, molecular function: zinc ion binding; ubiquitin protein ligase activity. NCBI's taxonomy places the organism in Eukaryota, Metazoa, Porifera, Calcarea, Leucosolenida, Sycettidae.